This is a messenger RNA of Periophthalmus magnuspinnatus, 1883 nucleotides long. RefSeq names its product SV2 related protein b (gene svopb). The record is from RefSeq and is a predicted model, not a curated record. The coding region runs from base 44 to 1627 and encodes 527 amino acids. The transcript is spliced from 16 exons. Gene Ontology annotation, cellular component: membrane. NCBI's taxonomy places the organism in Eukaryota, Metazoa, Chordata, Actinopteri, Gobiiformes, Gobiidae. Gene Ontology annotation, biological process: transmembrane transport. Gene Ontology annotation, molecular function: transmembrane transporter activity.
CCGGUUUGACGAGGACAACAACACCAAUGGAACAGAUGCAGCCAUGGAUAAGUUAAAGAACACAGUUUUUUACAAGAAAUGGAACGACUCCCAAGUGACAGAGGAAGUUGCAGUCGGCCAUUGUGAUGAAGACUGGGCCACAGAGAAUGAGAUUUACACCAGAACAGAAAGUCCUACCUCUACAGAGCCAGCGACCAUCUGUGGAGCCAGGAGGAAUGAUAUUUUCACUGUUGAUGAUGCUUUAGAAGCUGUUGGCUUUGGAAAAUACCACUGGAAAAUCUGUCUAUUUACAGGACUGUCAUGGAUUGGUGAUGCAAUGGAGAUGAUGAUCCUGAGCAUUUUAGGACCCCAGUUACACUGUGAGUGGAGACUGCCGGGCUAUAAGGUGGCUCUUAUAACAUCAGUGGUGUUUAUUGGGAUGGGGAUUGGCUCUCCAUUAUGGGGAAAUGUAUCGGACAAAUACGGCAGACGAAGAGGGCUCAUUGCUUGUAUGAUGUGGACUCUGUACUAUGGCCUGUUGAGCUCUUUUGCUCCACAGUACAGCUGGAUAAUAACCCUGCGAGCACUUGUGGGUUUUGGUUUAGGAGGAGCCCCUCAGGCAGUAACGCUGUACUCAGAAUUCCUUCCGGUGAAAGCAAGAGGAGUCUGUGUCAUGCUCAUUGCGGCCUUCUGGGCGCUCGGUGCCGUCUGUGAGGUCGUCUUGGCCCUGCUCGUCAUGCCCACACUUGGCUGGAGAUGGCUUCUUGGUCUGUCAGUUAUUCCCAUGGCUGUGUUUGUCCUUCUGUCUCCUUGGUUGCCAGAAAGUCCUCGCUUUGACGUCUUGACCGGAAGAAGCGAUAAAGCAAUGAAAACUUUAGAGCAAAUGGCAAAAGCUAAUAAGAAAUGUUUACCUCAGGGAAGGCUGAUUUGUAGGAGUCCUCAAAGCAGCCGUGGGCGAGUGAAAGAUCUGUUCAUUCCUCAGCAUCUUCGAACCACACUGAUUUUGUGGUUUGUUUGGUUUUCAAAUGCUUUCUGCUAUUACGGUAUCGUCUUGUUGACAACUGAAAUGUUCCAAGAUGGAGACGCAUGUGGAACGACUCAAGGGGCGAAGGCCGAUCUGUGUCGACUGGAGUGUAAAUACUUGACGACGGAGGACUACAAAGACCUUCUGUGGACGACUCUGGCUGAAUUCCCUGGGAUUUUAAUCGUCCUUUUUGCAAUUGAUCGAAUUGGUAGAAAGAGGAGCAUGACGCUGGGUUUUUUCAUGUUUGCUUUGUGCAUCCUGCCCAUGUAUUCCUGCAUCGGGAGGAUAUCACUUACAAUCCUGAUUUUUGUGGCGAGGGCUGCUAUCUCCGGAGGAUACCAGGUGGUUUUUGUUUACACACCAGAGGUGUUUCCCACAGAAAUAAGAGCUUUAGCUCUGGGGACCUCGAGUGGCUUUGCCAGAGUGGGAGCCCUCGUGACACCUUUUGUAGCACAAGUGUUGCUGAGAUAUUCGGCUAACGUCACGUUGUCUGUGUACUGGGUGUGUGCUCUGCUGGCCGGGAUAGCGGCCCUGCUCCUGCCCAUUGAGACUUUAGGCCGAACUAUGCAGGAGCGUGGAGCUGAGCCGGAGCCUGAGGCCGAGCGCACGUCCUCCUCUCAGUAGGUGCAGACACACGUCUAAAGAAAUGUGUGGGACAACAACGUUCAGGAUGUUUCAGAAACCACUGCACUGGAUGACAAUCAUUUUUGUUUUUGCCAAAUUACUCAUUUUUAAAAUUAUUUUCUUUAGAGAUAAUUUUAAAUUUGCUAAAUCCACUGUUUAUUAUAUUAUGGUUAAUAUAAUAUGUUACUAAUAACAGUUUUACUCUGUAUCACGCUGUUCUAUUUAUUUAUGGUAUUAAAGUGUAUUACUUUUUUGU